UCCGCGCCGGGCGGGGUCUCCGCGCCGCCACGGGCGCACGCGAGGUCGCACGGACGGGGCCGGGCCGCGGGUGCCGGGAGGUGGCCGGGCCACCCGCGCCGCCGCCCCCCAGCCUGACGCACGGAGGGCCGGGCAGCGAUUUGCCGUGGGCCCGCCGCCCGGGCCGCUCCGCCCCCGGCCCGCCUCCCUCCCGCCUCGCCCAGCUCUCCGCCCGCCGCGCCGGCGUCCCCGCGUCGUCCCCAACGCCCGCCAGCCCGGCCCGCGCCAGCCAGCGUUUGAAAGCUAUUGCGCUGCCUCCUUCUGCCUACCGUGGCGUCUGAGGAGAGGCCUGCUGCCAUUCGAGUUGUUUUUCAGAGCACCGGAGGCAAGGACGUGAAAUGGAGGCCUCGGUGAUAUUGCCCAUCCUGAAGAAGAAGCUGGCCUUCCUUUCAGGAGGAAAGGACAGACGCAGUGGACUCAUCUUGACAAUUCCGUUAUGCCUUGAACAGACAAAUAUGGAUGAGCUGAGUGUCACUUUGGACUAUCUACUCAGCAUUCCAAGUGAGAAAUGUAAGGCCAGAGGAUUCACUGUGAUCGUGGAUGGCAGGAAGUCUCAGUGGAACGUGGUGAAGACAGUUGUCUUAAUGCUGCAGAAUGUCGUUCCAGCCGAAGUAUCCCUUGUUUGUGUAGUAAAGCCAGAUGAAUUCUGGGAUAAGAAAGUAACACAUUUUUGUUUUUGGAAAGAAAAGGAUAGACUUGGCUUUGAGGUUAUUUUAGUGUCUGCCAAUAAGUUGACGCGGUACAUAGAGCCAUGCCAGUUGACAGAAGACUUUGGUGGGAGUCUCACCUAUGAUCACAUGGACUGGCUAAAUAAGAGGCUGGUCUUUGAGAAGUUUACAAAGGAGUCUACAUCAUUGCUAGAUGAACUUGCUCUGAUUAACAAUGGAAGUGAUAAGGGGAAUGAACAGGAGAAAGAAAGGUCUGUGGAUUUAAACUUUCUUCCAUCUGUUGAUCCUGAGACAGUCCUUCAGACAGGGCAUGAGUUGUUAUCUGAAUUACAGCAGCGUCGAUUUAACGGCUCUGAUGGAGGGGUCUCGUGGUCUCCUAUGGACGAUGAGCUGCUGGCACAGCCACAGGUUAUGAAGUUGCUAGACUCACUGCGGGAGCAGUACACGCGUUACCAGGAAGUCUGCAGGCAGCGCAGUAAGCGCACACAGUUAGAGGAGAUCCAGCAGAAGGUGAUGCAGGUUGUGAACUGGCUUGAAGGGCCUGGGUCUGAGCAGCUGAGAGCACAGUGGGGCAUUGGCGACUCCAUCAGGGCUUCGCAGGCCCUGCAACAGAAGCACGAGGAGAUCGAGAGUCAGCACAGUGAGUGGUUCGCAGUGUACGUGGAACUUAACCAGCAGAUUGCAGCACUCUUAAAUGCUGGUGAUGAGGAAGAUCUCGUGGAGUUGAAGUCUCUACAGCAACAGCUUAGCGACGUUUGCUAUCGGCAGGCCAGUCAACUAGAAUUUAGGCAAAACCUCCUUCAGGCAGCUUUGGAAUUUCAUGGUGUGGCCCAAGAUCUGUCUCAGCAGUUGGACGGCUUGUUAGGGAUGUUGUGCGUAGACGUAGCACCAGCUGAUGGAGCAUCGAUUCAGCAAACUUUAAAACUGCUUGAAGAGAAGCUGAAAAGUGUUGAUGUGGGAUUGCAAGGCUUACGAGAAAAAGGUCAAGGUCUCCUGGAUCAGAUCUCCAAUCAGGCUUCCUGGGCCUACGGAAAGGAUGUAACUAUUGAAAACAAAGAAAACGUGGACCACAUUCAAGGAGUGAUGGAAGACAUGCAACUUAGGAAACAAAGAUGUGAGGACAUGGUAGAUGUGCGGAGGCUGAAGAUGCUUCAGAUGGUGCAGUUGUUUAAAUGUGAAGAGGAUGCAUCACAGGCAGUAGAAUGGCUAAGUGAACUUCUGGAUGCCCUGCUGAAGACCCACAUCAGGUUGGGUGAUGAUGCUCAGGAAACGAAGGUGUUACUGGAAAAACACAGAAAAUUUGUCGAUGUUGCACAGAGUACUUAUGACUACGGCAGACAGCUGCUGCAGGCCACAGUUGUGCUGUGCCAGUCUCUGCGCUGUACUUCCCGAUCCUCAGGGGACACACUUCCUCGCCUGAACAGAGUGUGGAAGCAGUUUACAGUAGCAUCUGAAGAGAGAGUGCAUAGGCUGGAAAUGGCCAUUGCCUUUCACUCCAAUGCUGAAAAGAUUUUGCAAGACUGUCCUGAAGAGCCUGAAGCGAUGAAUGAUGAAGAACAGUUUGAGGAAAUUGAAGCAAUUGGAAAAUCUCUUCUGGAUAGACUCACUGUCCCCGUGGUUUACCCCGAUGGAACUGAACAAUAUUUUGGGAGUCCAAGUGACAUGGCUUCUACUGCAGAACACAUCAGAGACAGAAUGAAACUGGUCAGUCUCAAAAGGCAGCAGCUGAGACAUCCCGAAUUGGUGACCACGGAGAGCUAAUGUUCUCAGCUCCCACAGAUCUGCAGGUCAUAUGCCCACACAUCUUUGCUGUUGGCACACUCUGGGGUUAGCCACAGCUCAUUAAGAUGCAUUUCACAGCAGGAUAAGCCUCCUUUCUUCCCACAACAGGUCUCUCUAAAUGCUAACAUUUCCUGACUACCAAGGCAUAAUCACGACAUGCUUUGAGACUGUAGACUCCUGGCAUCAAAAAGAAGGAACUGUAACCACCACACUGAGUCCUUGCUUUCACACUGUACCUGACUCAUCAAUUUGUAGACAAACAACUGAUACUAAGCUUUGAAUGGUGCUAAUCAGAGUUUAGAAAUUGUCUAUAAAAUAUGGCUGCCCUUCCACCCCAGGUGAUGUAGGAUAUUUAGACCAUAGUUAGACUGUUAGUGAAUAGUGGUGUCCUCAAAAAAUUUUACUUUGUAAUUCUUCAAAUUUGAUUAUUUUUAUUGUCUAUAUGAAGAAAACCCUUCAGAUCUUUGAUAUAUCAUAUUCAUUGAAAGACAUUUUCCUAUUGUAUUCAUAAUGUAUUAAAAGUUGUUUGUGCUUAAUAAAAUUUUUCUUUAAACAUCUUA
This is a messenger RNA of Apodemus sylvaticus (European woodmouse), 3049 nucleotides long. RefSeq names its product SEC14 and spectrin domain containing 1 (gene Sestd1). The transcript is spliced from 19 exons. The record is from RefSeq and is a predicted model, not a curated record. The coding region runs from base 378 to 2468 and encodes 696 amino acids. Lineage: Eukaryota; Metazoa; Chordata; Mammalia; Rodentia; Muridae.